CAGCAGAGGACGCUCUGGCCCGGUUCCUCUGGUCUCAGGAGAGUGGGGACCCUCCAGAACCCAGCUGACUGAGCUGACCCGCUCUGCUGCGUUUAAUCUCCGUGGGAAACCGGAGCGUCGACAUUCCACCGUGGCAGACUGACAGAUAACGCUGAGGGCGAAGGUCGAACGCAGAGGUGUGUUUGAGCGCGGUGACCGCUGGAGCACGAGGCCGGGGAGCUGCAGCCGCGGCGCCGCCAUGGUUCUCCUCAGACAGAAGCUGCUGCCUCGGUACCUGCUGCUGUCCUGCAUGCUGGCCCUGCUGCUCCUCAUCAGCUCCUUCUGGCGCCCUCAAGGAGAACGUCCAGACUGUGGCUCUGCCGGGAGGCCAUGCUCCACCUUCCACAUCCAAACGUCUAAACCCACACUGCUGGAGGCGUGGCAGGACCCAGGAGGAGGCUCCGCCCUCAUCAAAGAGUGUCCGGGCCAGUCGUUCCAGGCCUGGCGUCUUCUCAAGUACUUGAAGUCCAGCAUGGCAGAAGAUGGCGACAUCCUGCUGGAGUGGUACCUGCAGGGCUGGGACCAGCUCCUCGAGUUCAUGGAGUCUCUGGGGACGAUGGUCAGUUUCUUCUCUCAGAAAGUCAGAGAAAAAACGUCUCUGAUUCGGGAGCUGUCGCUCCGGCACAGGAUGGAGGUUCAGGGGAAGACCUCCGACCGCCCGACUCCACCCGCGUUCGGGCUAAAGGACGGUGCGUAUCGAUCUGUUCAGUCCAUGGUGGAGGCGGAGCUAAAUGCAGGCGUGGUUAACUUCUACCGUCGCACGGACUCGGGGUGCCGGACGCUGCUGAGGCUGCAUCGCUCGCUGCUGUGGCUGAAGCUGAUGCUGGAGGGUUUGUCCGAGGGUCCGGACGCCGACGGGCGAUACAAGACCCCCGGAGAGCUGAGCAGGGACGCCUACAUGGUGGCCUUGGCCCCCCACCACCCGUGGCUGCUUCGCCAGGCCGCAGAAGUGGUGUUCCUCGCCCUCCCUGACAGGAAGUACUUCCUGCAGCUGGUGUGCGUGCAGAAGCAGGAGGAGGCCACGCCCGUCCUGCGCAUCAUCAUCCACGCCCUGACGCAGGUGCACACGCGGACGCAGCAGAUCCUGGAGGAGCACGGCAUGCUGGAGCUGCCCUGAAACCCCCCGAGAGGGCUCCAGAGACCGUCUCCGUCCUGUUGUUCUGGACUUUAGAUUUUGAACGGAAACCGGAGCGAAUCUUUCUCCAAACCAGAAACCGAAGACCUCAUCACCGUCUGGUCUUGAACAGUUUUUCAUUUUAACGAGAAAUGUUCAUCCUAAAAAUCUGUUUUUUUUGUUCAGAUUCUGGGCAGAAAUAAAGUUAUUUAUGAGUAA
Molecule: messenger RNA, 1372 nt
Organism: Oryzias melastigma (Indian medaka)
Lineage: Eukaryota; Metazoa; Chordata; Actinopteri; Beloniformes; Adrianichthyidae
Product: ceramide-1-phosphate transfer protein
Exons: 6
Coding region: 239-1156 (305 amino acids)
Biological process (GO): ceramide transport; intermembrane lipid transfer
Cellular component (GO): membrane; cytoplasm; cytosol
Molecular function (GO): ceramide 1-phosphate binding; ceramide 1-phosphate transfer activity
Source: RefSeq, a predicted model, not a curated record